Cyclocybe aegerita is the source of this 1551-nucleotide messenger RNA. The record is from the annotation of a GenBank genome assembly. Lineage: Eukaryota; Fungi; Basidiomycota; Agaricomycetes; Agaricales; Hemipholiotaceae.
AUGGCCACCACGAUCGACUACGAAGAGGACAAGAAGAAGGCGUUGGUGGAGGAGGCCGACAGUGACAUUAGCUUUCGCGACGAUGACAGCCUCCCAGAGCGUCGCCAGAUUGGUCUCCCCUCUGCGGUCUUCAUCAUUUUCAAUCGUAUCGUUGGCACUGGCGUCUUCGCUACCCCGAGUACAAUAUUAGGGCUGAGUGGGAGUGUAGGCCUGUCAUUGUUCAUGUGGCUAAUCGGCGCGAUCAUUGCAGCGGCGGGUAUGCAGGUGUACAUCGUCUGGGGUACUGCUGUCCCCAAGAAUGGAGGCGAAAAGAACUAUCUGGAGUACCUCUUCCGGAGGCCGAAGUUCCUGAUCACAUCAGUCUUUGCUGCAAACGGAGUGCUAUUGGCCUGGGCUGCUGGAAACUCCCUGGUGUUCGGAGAGUACAUCCUGCGCGCCGCCAACGUCGCACCCGGACGUUGGACCCUCCGCCUCGUCGGCUUCGCCUGCAUAACUUUCGCCUUCCUCAUUCAUGGAACUGCCUUGAAAUGGGGUCUUCGUUUGCAAAACGUCCUGGGAGUCUUCAAAAUUCUUGUCCUUGUUUUCGUCAUCAUCACGGGUUUCGUCGCUCUUGGCGGUCAUAUGAAAGUUCCCAAACCCAAUAACUUCUCUAAUGCGUUUGAGGGAACGACUGCCAGCGCGUCUUCAUUUUGCUUGAGUUUGUACAGUGUCAUCUGGUCUUAUAUCGGUUUUAGCAACGUCAACUACGCUCUGUCGGAAGUCAAAGACCCCAAGCGUACCGUUCGCAUUGCUGGGCCUCUCGCCAUCGCGGUCGUUACCGUUCUCUACAUGCUUGCAAACAUUGCCUACUUCGCUGGUGCCACGAAAGAGGAGAUCACUGGUUCAGGUCGGCUCGUCGCCGCUCUGUUGUUUAGGAAUGUUUAUGGCGAGAGGGCUGAACGUGCGUUGUCGACCUUCGUUGCCCUAUCGGCUCUGGGUAAUGUCUUGUCUGUGAUCUUCUCUCAAGGUCGUGUUAACCAGGAGCUCGGAAGAGAAGGGAUUCUUCCUUUCAGCAAGUUUUGGGGCUCUAACAGGCCUUUCAAUGCACCUCUUGCAGGUCUCGGCUUGCAUUGGAUCAUCUGUCUUAUUGUUAUUUUCGCCCUUCCUCCUGGCGACGCAUACAACUUUGUGCUCAACGUCAUUUCAUAUCCUCUCUCCGUUAUCAACGCUGCUAUUUCCUUCGGCAUUGUCUACCUCGCCUUCCGGCCGUACCCCGACUGGCCAACCGUCAACCUCUUUGGCCUCAUCGCAGCGGCCUUCUUCGGCGCUGUCAACGUCUUCCUCUUCAUCGUUCCCCUCACACGCCCACCUGAGGGUGCCGAGCCGUACAUCGACCUUCCCUACUGGACGCAUGCCGUUGCUGGGUGGGCCGUGUUCGGGUUAGGCUUCUUGUAUUGGAUACUCUGGGCGCACGUCCUACCGCGUGUCGCAGGUUAUAAGCUUCGCCGCAUUGAGGAGAUAGGCAAGGAUGGCUUGCGGAGACACGUCUUCAAGCGCAUCAAGCCAGAGUGA